Molecule: messenger RNA, 2748 nt
Organism: Aspergillus pseudonomiae
Lineage: Eukaryota; Fungi; Ascomycota; Eurotiomycetes; Eurotiales; Aspergillaceae
Exons: 3
Coding region: 1-2748 (915 amino acids)
Biological process (GO): protein histidyl modification to diphthamide
Molecular function (GO): maleylacetate reductase activity; 2-(3-amino-3-carboxypropyl)histidine synthase activity; metal ion binding
Source: RefSeq, a predicted model, not a curated record
AUGGAUGCAUUCGAAUAUAACGCGAACCCUGGGCGAGUCAUCUUCGGCAGUGGUACUCUCCAGAAACUCCCCGAUGAGAUCUCUAGACUCAAUCUAAAGGCUCCACUGGUGUUGUCAACACCACAGCAGAUCAGCCAAGCGGAGAGGGUCAAGGAUGUCCUCAAGGGUAAGGUAGCUGGCAUCUUUACUGAGGCUACAAUGCACACUCCUACACACGUUACAGAAAAGGCUCUCGAGUAUGCAAAGUCUCGGAAUGCUGAUUUGGUCAUCUCUAUCGGCGGUGGAAGCACCAUCGGGCUGGGAAAAGCCAUCAGCAUCCGUACGGGCAUGCCUCACAUUUGCAUUCCAACCACCUAUGCGGGAAGUGAAAUGACCCCUAUCUUGGGUGAGACGGCCGAUGGCUUGAAGAAGACACGUUCAGACCCUAAAAUCCUUCCCGGAACUGUCAUUUACGAUGUCGACCUUACUAUGACAUUGCCACCAGCAAUGAGUGCUACGAGUGGUGUGAAUGCUAUUGCUCAUGCCGUCGAAGCACUCUAUGCCCGCAAUACUAACCCCGUCAUCAACUUGAUGGCCGCCGAGGGUACCCGUGCACUAGCAUCAGCCCUUCCUGAGAUUGUCGAGAACCCCACAUCUCAAUCUGCCCGGGCGUCGGCUCUGUAUGGUGCUUGGCUCUGCGGGACUUGCCUCGGUAGUGUGGGUAUGUCUAUACACCAUAAACUAUGCCAUACGUUGGGUGGCAGUUUCAACCUGCCCCAUGCAGAGACACAUACAGCAGUGUUGCCCCAUGCAAUCUCUUACAACGCACCGAAGAUUCCAGAGGCAAUGAAGAAGCUGGCUGAAGCGCUUCCCGGUAGCAAUGGAGAUGCUGUCCAGGGUCUAAACAUCUUGCUGUCCAAAUUGCAAGUCAAGCGAGGCCUUAAGGACUUUGGCAUGAAGGAGGAAGAUAUCGACAAGGCAGCGGAUAUUGCUGUGAGCAACCCCUACUGGAACCCACGGGAGAUCGAGCGCGCACCAAUCCGUGAAUUGAUUCGACGUAUGGCUACAGAAAUGGCAGCAGCCCCCGUGCUGUCAACCCCCGAUGAUCGUAUUCUCGAGGCUACAGAACCCAUCACUACACAAGAGGCACCGCGCACGUUGUCGGAUGAGGAGCUAUCAAUCACUUAUGAUAUUGACCGCACGUUGAAGGAGAUCCGAGAGGCUCGUUAUAGGCGAAUUGCUCUUCAGUUCCCCGAUGAUAUGCUUCCGGAUGCACCACGGGUGUUUCAAUUGCUUAGCCGCGGUUUAGACAAGCGCAACGCUACUGACGGCAAUGUUUCUCACACGCAGAAAGAUGGAGCGAGUACUACUGCAGAGUCGGAUGGCCUAGCGCAUUCGGUUUCUCAGCUCAAUAUCGCGGAUACUACGGAGACGUCGCCAAAACUGUAUAUCUUAGCCGAUACGUCCUACGGGACUUGCUGCGUCGACGAGGUGGCUGCGGAGCAUGUCAAUGCAGAUGUCGUCGUGCACUAUGGCCGCUCAUGCCUAUCUCCAACGUCGAGACUACCGGUGAUCUACGUUUUCACACAUAAACCUCUUCCCAUCGACCCCGUCGUUCGCGCUUUCCAAGAGACCUACCCUGACCUUACCACAAAGGUCAUCCUCGCGGCUGACGUGACAUACACCGAUCAUAUUCCUGCAGUGUAUUCACGACUUGUGAAUGAAGGUUACACCAACUUGUUUGCUACUGAUUUGGUCCACAACCCAUCAUCUGCGAUUCCCAACCGAACAGUGCCGGACUCGGUUCGCGAGACUCCUGAUUCAUUAUCAGAAUGGCAGCUUUUCCACAUUUCAGACCCUCCCACGGCUCUCCUCAUGACGCUGGCGUCUCGUGUAGCUUCAAUCCACAUAUAUCCCACAGAUGACCUCCAAAACGAAAACGUCAAGCCUUUGCCUGCAUCGACCGCGAUCGCUUUGCGGCGUCGAUAUGCCACCUUGACCCGUCUCAGCACUGCACCAAUCUUCGGAAUUUUAGUCAACACGCUCAGUGUGAAGAACUAUCUACAUAUCGUAGAGCAUGUGAAGCAGAAAAUCGCGGAAGCUGGCAAGAAGAGCUAUAUGUUUGUGGUGGGGAAGUUGAACGCAGCCAAGGUGGCUAAUUUCAGUGAGAUCGAUGGUUGGGUGGUCAUCGGUUGCUGGGAGAGUUCCCUAGUUGAUAGCAAAGAUUUCUGGAAGCCAGUGAUCACCCCAUUUGAGCUGGAGCUUGCUCUCCAGGGGGAUGCCGAGCGUAUCUGGACCGGAGCCUGGCAGAGUGACUUCCAGAGCGUUCUUAAUCAACCUAACCAGGAAGUCGAGGAUGAGACUCCAUUGUCGAAUGGUGUGGCCGCCGAUGAGGAAGAGGAUAUGUCAGAAUCCGAAUCUGCACCACCUGAGUUCGAUUUGCGCACCGGUCGAUAUGUCUCGCACUCGAGGCCGAUGCGGAAUCCUGCACCCCGCGUUUCAGCUUCAGCACAGGAUGCGGCGUCAGCAGCGAGUGGGCCGUCUGCUGCUCGAGCACUGGCCAAACGGGCCAAAGGGGAUUUGGCUAUGAUCGGCGGGACCUUCUCUCCAGGGGCAGAAUUUCUUCGGUCGCAACGGACGUGGAAGGGGUUGGGGAGUGAUUUCGAUAUUCAAUAUGAAGAGGACGCCCCAGAUGAUACGCUGGUGGUGGAAGGGCGCAAGGGCAUUGCAAGGGGAUAUACAGUGGGCGAUUCAAUAGACCGGCACUAA